Anolis carolinensis (green anole) is the source of this 1554-nucleotide messenger RNA. Its product is annotated as Golgi-associated RAB2 interactor protein 4. Lineage: Eukaryota; Metazoa; Chordata; Lepidosauria; Squamata; Anolidae. The transcript is spliced from 7 exons. The record is from RefSeq and is a predicted model, not a curated record. Bases 382 to 1467 code for a protein of 361 amino acids. Gene Ontology annotation, cellular component: nucleus.
GCCAUGCUAAUCUUCUCUGUAUCAUUUCAAUUUUAGUAUAUGUGGGUUCCUCUCAUUCAACUUUCUCUUAUCAUCUUAGCUGAGCUUUCUGAAAGAGUGCUGUAGCCCUAUACAUUAUGAGACAAUGCAAGGCCCAUAGGGGCUGGAUGCCUAGACUCAAAAGGUCAUAGAGAGAAGGAUGACAUCACAGCAUUUCAGGUGACUCAUGGGAGUGUGUUUAUGUGUAUGAGGAGGGGGCGGGAGCACAGUGUCACAUCAGGACACCAAACAGUGAGGACCAUAUUUUCAAAGCUUCAACGAAAUUAGUCAGUGUGUGAGUCCUAGAUGAUGUUUUGGCUGCUAGGCAGGUGGGAGGCAGGGGCCCUGACAUGAUGCGGGAAAAUGUCACAGUCCAAGCGGUCCAAUGCCUCAGUGGGAGGCAUCCCUGUCAGAGGACUUUUCAACAGAGAGAUGGGACCUUUGCAGCGUCAGCUUCAACAGGGGGAAUAUUCCUUACUCCGGUUUGCUCCUAUGUUGGAAAACGAAUUUCUACAGAUUAACAAGCGAGGAGAUGUGGCUGAUGUGCACAAUGAAAGGCAGACAGUGACAAUUGCACUCGCCUGCACCAAUCCCAACUUCCCAGGCCCUAAUGUCUUGCUUCUGGCUCGUCGUGUCUUGUCCCCUGAAGAACAGCCACCAAAGAUGAAGACUUUGCAGAACCGCCGGGCACCAGUCAAGAAAUUUGAACUCACUCGGCUUCUCCCUUUGACUUUUGUAAAUAUCUCGGUGCACAACGCAGAAAAGGAGCAGCUACGAUUCAAGCUGGCAAGUGGCCGGAACUUCUACUUGCAGCUCUGUCACCAGCUCGGAGUACAAGAAGAUGUCUUUAAAUUGUGGGUCAAGGUGAUUAACGUGUUACAACCUCCUUCAGCUUCAAGACUAGAACUUCAAGGCAAAAUUAAAGAUCCUGGAAGGCCAGGCAACCCCCCACCCCAGAAGCCAAAGCCAUCUUAUGUAGAACUUCAGAGCCCACCUGGAUCUUCAAGCCUAGAAGUAACAGAGAGCAUCCCCAGUGUGUACUCACCGGAAUUGGUCAGCCCUAUACAGGAAGACACCAGAAGCAGCCGGAGCGUGGCAUUGUCCAUGGGAGGCCCACCCAGCUUCCACCUUCCUAGCCACUCUCCUGCCGCCAUUGAAGAAAAGACAUCCGAGUUGGAAAUGUACCCUCUCUCGGAGGGAAUUGGGUCUGCAGACUCUCUUGAGAGCCCCCUGAUCCCCUCAAACCAAGAUGAUGAGAAAGAGAGCGAUGCUAUGCCAACCAGGAAAACCAGCAGAGGCAGAAAGCCUUGCAGAAAGAAGUCUUCCCAAAGAGCUACAACCCGAAAGCCCAGCAAGCUUGCCUCACUCAUCCUAUCCUGCUCUUGGGGGAGCUGGAAGAGAACUAGGAGCCGAGACGCCAAGAAAAGAGACAAAGAAAAGAAACACUGAAUGGAGUCAAGUGGAGCUCCAAAGUGGAAGACUCCCUUGUACACCCUAUUACAAUAUUAAUUAAAAGACUGCUUAUAGAUGGAAAAA